GAAGCAGGGGGUAGUUCUGGUACAAAGUUCAGAUAGCAGAAUCGCGUUCGAUUAAGUAUUUGGAAUUUGUUCAAAUCCAUAGAGGUGUCGAACUAAUUUAUAUACUCGGUGUUUCGUACGUAAAUGAUGUACUAGUAGGUAUACGCGAGAUUAAACUAAAGAUCAAUCUGUUGGUAAUUAUCGCACAGUCUGUGAUAUUCUAUACACCGGUCAACUCGUCAUUUUGUUUUGCGCGAUUUUAAUAGCAAAUCGUACUCUCGUUCAAAUACUCGAUUUUUACUGCGGUAAUUCGAAACAGAUAAAAUGGCUUCGCUCAAAUUCGCUUUUUUUGCUCUCGUAGCUGUGGCUUUCGUUAUGGCCGCUCGAGGUGAUGACUUUACCGACGCUGUGAACCAAGGUAUCGACAAGGCAAAAGAAACUGUAGGAAUAACGACCGAGAAAAAAGGAUUAUUCGAUUCGUUCAAAGAAAAGGCCGGAAACUUUUACGACGCUGCUGUAGAAAAAGGCAAAGAAGCGUACCAAGCUACCAAAGAAGCUGUAUCCGAUGGAGUCGAUAAAGUAAAAGAAAAGAUCAACGAACUCCGUGACAAGAAACCAGAAACCCCAAAUCCUGCUGACAUUGUCAACACCAACACCCAAUAAGAAAAGAAAAUGACGUAAUUUGUAAUUACAUUUUUUUACUACGUAAUUAUUACUUAUUUAUUGUGUACUUAUUAAUUUUAUAAUUUUUUUUUUCAAAAAAAUGAUUCAAUAAAGAUAUCAUAUAAAUUUAAAGAA
Messenger RNA from Planococcus citri (citrus mealybug), 777 nucleotides. RefSeq lists its product as uncharacterized. The transcript has 2 exons. The record is from RefSeq and is a predicted model, not a curated record. NCBI's taxonomy places the organism in Eukaryota, Metazoa, Arthropoda, Insecta, Hemiptera, Pseudococcidae. The coding region runs from base 304 to 642 and encodes 112 amino acids.